UUCCCGAACGUUACGAAGAAAAUUCGUCAGCCAUUUUUCCGUUUUAUUUGUUGACAUUGUUUUCUCGUGUUUUCAGAAUAAAAUGACAACGUUUCAGUGGAAUUCAGGCCCGAAUCAACCAAACCAAUGGAAUCAGUUUGGUAAUGCUGGCCAGGACCAACAACAAGAAAACUUCCCAAAUCCUGAAUGGGAGAAAGCGAAAAAAGCGCUGGAAGCUGUUCAGAAGGAAAUGAAAAAGAGUGGUGACGACAAGUCUGGAAGCCAAGAAAAACAGUCUGAGGUCGAUCAGCAGUUGGAUAACUCACAACAGAAUACAAACAACAUGAAUAAUCAUGGACCACAUGGGAACAUGUUUCAGAAUCAGAACCAGCAACAUUUCAAUAUGUAUCAGCAACAGUAUGGCUUCCAGGGGUUCAAUUAUAUGCCACCCGGUCCAGGAGGCCCUGGUCCCCGUGGUUUUGGAAUGUUUGGUCCAGGCCGUGGGGGCCCACCUCACAUGCAGAAUUUUGGUCCCGGUCCUGGUCCAUAUCCACAUCCUGGGAUGGAUGAGCCACACAUGUUUCAGCAGGGACCUAAUGGUCCCAGAGGUCCACCUCCCCGUCCACCUGGCCCUUGUCCACCACGGUGGGGGUUCAACGGCCCCCCUUUUGGAAAUGGAGGUCCACCAGGUGGCCAGGGAGGAGGAGUCCGGUUCAACAUCAACAAGCCUAACAAUCAUAUACAGAAUAACAACAAUGACAACUUCCCUCAGAAUCAAAACAACUUCAGUCAACAACAACAAAACAAAUUCUAUCAGGGAAAACAACAAAAUAAAAAACGUCAACAACAACAACAGCAAUCGCCACAGUUGCCAAAACAGGAGAAUCAACAGAAUAGAAGCGAGGACCAACAGGAUGGGGGAACUGAAUCAGCACAGAAGAAAAAUAUCGAACAGAUUACUAAACCUCCGGAGAAAGAGGUGGAUGAUGAUGAGAAGAGUACGGGUCACCCUGCAGCUGGAGAGUGGCCUCCUUCUCUGAAAGAUUAUGUGCAAAGAGCUUUUGCUAGUGCCAUAACAGACAGUCAAAGGGAUGAGGUAGAAAAGGUCUUGAAGAACAAAUUAACUUCUUCAUUUAAUGAUGGCUCUGCAUGGACCAAGGACUGGGGCCAGGAACCGCUACCUCUAACCAAUAUGAUCCCCCUAAACACUCCUGCACCUUCCCAUGCAUUCACACCCUCAGGUAAGUCAGGUGGGAUGUCUGGGAAGCUAAGUCGCUGGGAUAACAUGAGGGGAUCACUACAAGCAAAAAGUGGCAGGAACUUUUUCUCGCCACGCACUCCCACUCAGUCACGCAUGCGUUCACGGUCCCGGUCUCGCAGUUGGUCACGAUCAAGGUCAAGGUCACCCUAUAGGAGAAGGGAACGGGGUUCAUCUCGUAGGAAACGAUACAGUAGUGAAUCGAGUAGUAGCGUCAUCUCUGAAGAUAGCAUUAGUGGUAGGAGUUCUAGAUCGUCAAGGUCACAGAAACUACCUGAGAAGUAUGGUCGAGGACGUGGGAAGAAUCAGCGCGGACGUGGCAGAGGUCGGGGACGUGGACGUGGUUAUGAUAAGGAUGCUGAGAACAAACCUGGUGAGAAGCCUGCUAGUCAGAAAAAGGCAAAGAGAGGAAAACAAGCUGCUGGUGGCCAGAAUCAGUUUACAGUCGACUACAAUGCUGGAGAGAAGCGAUUCAAAUUGAUGAAGCGAGCUGCCAGAUUCGUGGAGCAUCUGGAUGAGACGCCGAACAAGAGACCAAAGUCAAAACUGGUGCUUACUAUCAAUGACAACAGCGAUGGAGAGGAUAUCAUGGACUUCAAUGACAGGAACAUCGUAGGAACAAAUACGGGCUUGGAAAAACGCUAUUUGAGACUUACUGCUGCCCCAGAUCCUUGUACGGUGAGGCCAUUAGAGGUACUGAAGGAAUCGUUAAAGAUGGUGAAGGAGAAAUGGUUAAAGAAACAAGACUACCGCUACGCCUGUGAACAACUCAAGUCAAUACGUCAAGAUUUAACAGUACAAUGUGUACGAGAUGCGUUCACAGCUCAGGUGUAUGAAUGUCAUGCCAGAGUAGCCAUGGAAAAGUGUGAUCACGAAGAAUUCAAUCAGUGCCAAACUCAGCUGAAAGCUCUCUAUACAGAAGGAAUAGGAGGAAAUAGAUUAGAAUUCACGGCCUAUCGACUCCUAUACUACAUAUUCACCAAAAACACUCUUGAUCUUACCACUGCCUUGGCCUCGCUGUCUCAGUCAGAUAGAGACAACGAAUGUAUAAAACAUGCCCUAGCAUUAAGGGCAGCUUGGGGACAAAAUAAUUUCAUCAAGUUUUUCAAAUUAUAUAGGGUAGCUCCGAAAAUGUCCGGGUAUCUUAUUGACUGGUUCAUUUUAAGGGAAAGAAAGAGUGCGUUGAAGGCCAUCAUCAAAUCGUAUCGGCCCACGCUUCCUAUCUCGCAUGUACAGACCUCGCUGGCGUUCUCAAAUAGCGAAGAUUGUGUGAAUUUUCUGAAAGAAGUGGGUGUGACCAUCUCUGCGGACGGUCUGAAAAUCGACUGCAAGCAAUCGAUGUCUGUGGUACCUGGUUUAUAAAGAUCACCCGAGUAUGGUCACCUGUAACGCUGCUCUAUCCGGUGGAUGGGGUAGUGUUACCUGCUCCCAAGAGUCUGAUCUGUGCCCUGUCUGUGUCUGCCUACGACACAUCGAGUGGUGGAGGAGGGGAGACCCCAGUUGGUUGUGUCAAGCUCAUAUUGUGGUGGAUGGGGACAGUGGUCAUCAUUGGGUUCAUUGGGAUGGGACGAGCUGCUGUUAGUGUUGUCCAUUAAGCUUAUUGGCCCCUGUUUCGCGUAAAAUGCAGACUGUCAUAUUUUCUCAAACAGACUUAAGAUCCAAAUUCAUCAUCAAUCAUGGCUGUAGAAUUGUUUCUGUGCGUAUCUUGCCAUCCUUGCUAGCAAGUACAUGUAUGGCAUUACCUUUUAUACAUCCACUGGACUAGAUGUAUCGUGCAUACCAGAUAUGUUCUAGCAUCUCGACUCCCGUCGCCAGUGCUCAUGGAGUGUAGCAUAAGAACUCUUUAUCAUUGGGUAACAACCUUUAUCAUUAACAAGAUGUGAGGGCGCGGCAAAACAAUUGCCCACCGUUUCAAUUCGUAUUCCAAGCUCGACGAAAAAUUGGUUGUGGACUCAAAUAGUUCAUUUUCAUACCUGUCUCUACCAUACCUUAUCAAAAACCAAACGCAAUGUUUUCAAACUUUAUUGAGCUUUAGAAGUUUCCAAAGAUGAGUUAGGAUGAUGUUUAGUCGCUGUUCUAAUCCGGUCGCUGCUGUUAUCUCGCGGAAACAUCCCACAGUUGUUGAGGAAAGAAUGGAGUUAUACUGGACACUCGGGUUGAUCGGCAGUUUUCAAAUCGCACUGGCACUCCAUGUUCCCAGUAGACGUGUGCACAUGCCAGUUUUGCCAGUUGUUGCAGUUACACAUUUGUGAUGGACACUAUGUUAUCACCGCACGUACGUAGGGAGGGACUAUUGUUGUGUUUGAAGGGACACACUAAAGCAUUUUUUUCAGCUCUGGUCAGUGUUGUCAAAUGUUUAUUCACGAAAUUGCACUGUCAUGCUUUCAUCCUCACAUCUCGGAGUAAGUUACAUUGAUUGUGCACCUUCAGGAUUCGUGGGAUACAUCUUUGAAGGAUCCGGGGAUUUCUACGACGUUAGUAGCGGUAUUGAGUCACCAUGAUGAGGCACUCGUAUGAUUCGCACCUUCAGUUAUCUAUUUGGGACUGAGCAGGCCAGUUACACGAACUGUGAUUUUGCAUGAAUUCUACUCCGUUAUCUUACACCACCUGGAAGUCGCAGCCUGAAGAUAAUGUCGCCAGUUUAUGAAUGUUCCCUAAACUUCUCUUAUGUUGUUGUUGAUUUGAAUAAUAAGCAUGUCUUUUCAGCGUUAUUUUUGCAGGUGAAUAUUUUGUUUUUUCUUCAGAAUUUAAAUGAUGAUCAGGUCUGGCUCCUAAUAUGGGCGAUUAAGUUCAACUUAAGUUGCUUCGAAUUGAAAUCGUUUGUAUUGUUAGUUGUUUUGAGGGUUGAACCUCUCAGUUUGCAGAGCAUCCAGAGAGUCCCACACCAUUUGAAGUCAUGAUCAUUUUAACUUGGCCAGUACCAUCUGUUCAGGACUUCACUCCUAACAACACACAAUACAGACCUCUAGCCUAAGACGGAGCAAGUUUAUGUUCUAAAGUCUGGUGACUUCAAGUAAUGAUAAUUGUUAUUUUUGCAUGGCAUUUCUAAUGUAAUGAAUUCUCAUUUAAAAUGUCUCAAUGUCAUUGAUAUCUAAAAAGUUUUAUGGCUGCUUUUCCCUAAUAACUGAUUGCUUUACGCAGUUGGAGGUCAUCCUAAUCAAUUUAGUGUUGAAUGUCGGUUUACCAAAGAAUCCAGAUUGGAUUUGUGUUAGUCAUGCUCACCCUGAAAUCAAGUGACCCAUGACAAAUAACUUGCUCAUUAUAUACAUGUGCAUGGGACAACGUGAUUUCUGUGUAAACUUAGGUGUAGAAAUAUUCCUUGGCAACUUCAUCAGGAGGAAGUGAUAGACUUUGCAGCAUAGCUGUCACCACUGGUCUUGGUCCUGCCUUUCAGUCAUUCAGCAUAUUUUCACACCAGUAAGAUCCUGCAAGGUUCAACAGGUUUAUUCAGUUGAGGUUAUAUGUACUUUGAAUGGCCUUGGGCCAAAAUUGUGAGUCGAGUAACUUGUUUCAAUUCCAAUUGAUUAUUGUUCAAACCAAUUUCACCGUUUUUGCAAUAAGCUGUAAGCCUGUUGGCCCUUGCAUGUCUGUGUAUUGGGAUCCCUUGGUCCCAGCUGAGGUGAAAAUACUUGGCUAUUUGGAAAUCAAACCAUUUGCCAAAACCUCCUCGUGUACCUACACGUUUUGUCCGUAUUGAAAUAGUAAAUUGCCUCGUGGAGGUAAAGUGCCACCUAGUGUCAAUUAUUGAACUUAAAUAACUGAUGAUAAAAAGGGAAAUACUUACAAUGGUUUUGUUUGUUGAACUUUUCAUGUUGGAUCCCCGUGGGGUCUUGUCGACAGUUAACACUAGAUGUGGAUUUGUGAAUACUAAUAGUUAGGUGUAAAUAAACUAUUUCAAGGCA
This is a messenger RNA of Lineus longissimus, 5139 nucleotides long. Its product is annotated as leukocyte receptor cluster member 8 homolog. The transcript is spliced from 13 exons. The record is from RefSeq and is a predicted model, not a curated record. Gene Ontology annotation, cellular component: nucleus. The coding region runs from base 83 to 2599 and encodes 838 amino acids. Lineage: Eukaryota; Metazoa; Nemertea; Pilidiophora; Heteronemertea; Lineidae.